CUGAAGCAAGUUUGGUGGACGCCGGCGGUGCUCUCUUCGGCAAGGACGUUUCCAGUUCUGCAGCUCUUCUUAUAGAAAUGGGACGCCGGUCAUCAGAUACUGAAGAAGAAAGCCGAAGUAAGAGAAAAAAGAAGCACCGUAGACGGUCAUCUUCAAGUAGUUCUUCAGACAGUAGAACAUAUAGCCGGAAGAAAGGUGGGAGGAAAUCAAGGUCAAAGUCAAGAUCUUGGUCCAGAGAUCUUCAGUUUCGUUCACAUUCUUAUGACAGAAGACGCAGGCAUCGGUCAAGCAGUAGCUCAUCUUAUGGCUCAAGAAGAAAGCGAAGUCGAAGUCGAUCAAGGGGUCGAGGGAAAUCCUACAGAGUUCAGAGGUCUAGGUCAAAAAGCAGAACAAGAAGGUCCCGGUCAAGACCUCGCCCACGCUCCCACAGUCGAAGCAGUGAAAGGUCCAGUCACAGAAGAACCCGCAGUCGAUCUCGCGAUAGAGAGCGCCGUAAAGCCAGAGAAAAGGAGAAGAGAGAAAAGGAGAAGGAGAAGGGAAAGGACAAGGAAUUGUUUGACAUCAAACGUGGGGAAUCUGGAAGCAUCAAAGCUGGAUUAGAACAUCUGCCGCCAGCAGAACAGGCCAAAGCCAGACUACAACUGGUUCUUGAAGCUGCUGGUGAGUGUUGA
This is a messenger RNA of Echinops telfairi (small Madagascar hedgehog), 671 nucleotides long. RefSeq names its product serine/Arginine-related protein 53. Bases 78 to 671 code for a protein of 197 amino acids. Gene Ontology annotation, biological process: alternative mRNA splicing, via spliceosome. NCBI's taxonomy places the organism in Eukaryota, Metazoa, Chordata, Mammalia, Afrosoricida, Tenrecidae. The record is from RefSeq and is a predicted model, not a curated record. The transcript has 6 exons. Gene Ontology annotation, cellular component: cytoplasm; nucleus.